Meloidogyne enterolobii is the source of this 195-nucleotide messenger RNA. Lineage: Eukaryota; Metazoa; Nematoda; Chromadorea; Rhabditida; Meloidogynidae. The record is from the annotation of a GenBank genome assembly.
AUGGCAAAAUCCGAUUAUUUCCCCAGGUACGGGGUUGAAAAUUAUUCUUUUGUUACUUCUUAUGAACUUUCAUUUGAUAUGGUUUCUUCAACUGAAUGGAUGCGAAGAAAUUGGAUUCAUUCAAUUACUUUAUCUGUUAUUUAUAUUUUUGGUAUUUUUGGUGGACAAAAAGUAUGUAUUUAUUUCUUAAAUUAA